UGAACUAGCCUCUUCGGUUCAAUGGUAGUGACUAACUCAUAAAAACCGAUAACAGACUCUACUGGGAACAAUCCGUGGCCGAAAACAGAAUUGCUCUGAACUAUGGCUCUUAGACUAAUCAACAGUGCUCUGCGCCGCCAGCUGGCCGCCCAGUUGCCACACAACGCCCAGGUGGGCAGCGUUGCCUCAGUUCACACUCUGGACAAGAUCGGCAAGCGCGAGAUUGUCGGCUUUGGCUGGAACGGCACAGCAUGCUAUGCGGAUCGUGCCGAUUACCCGAUGCCCGCUGUGCGUUUCCGCGAGGCCAACAAUGAAAUCACCGCGCUGCGCACGAAGGAGCAGGGCGACUGGAAGAAGCUGAGCCCACAGGAGAUCAAGGCUUUGUACCGUGCCAGCUUCUGCCAGACGAUCGCUGAGGUCCAAGCUGGCACUGGCGAGUGGAAAAUGCACCUGGGCGUUGGCCUGAUCUUUACCGCCGCCGCCAUCUGGAUCGCCGUGCUGAUGAAUCUGUUCGUGUACGAUGAACUACCCGUCACUUUCGAUGAGGAGCACCAGAAGGCGCAAUUGAAGCGCAUGAUCGACUUGGAGAUAAACCCCGUCACCGGCCUAUCCUCCAAGUGGGACUACGAGAACAACAAGUGGAAGAACUAAAUGCAAACAAUUCCAACUUAAAAGUAAUUAAGCAUAAAGUCAGGGGCGCUAUGUAUUUUUAAGCGGCCAGAA
Molecule: messenger RNA, 723 nt
Organism: Drosophila navojoa
Lineage: Eukaryota; Metazoa; Arthropoda; Insecta; Diptera; Drosophilidae
Gene: COX4
Product: Cytochrome c oxidase subunit 4
Biological process (GO): mitochondrial electron transport, cytochrome c to oxygen
Cellular component (GO): respiratory chain complex IV
Source: RefSeq, a predicted model, not a curated record